AAACAUCAUUGUUAAAUGUGUUCGCGAGAAGUCACGGAAUAGCUGAAGGUAACAAUAAAUAACAAAUUAAGCUCGUGACAUAACAGGAAAACACUACAGAAACAAAUAUCGUAGAGGUCGUUAUAUUGAUAACCAGCACUUACAUCUGCUAAAUCUGCCUCCAUAUUCAAACAGACCCGUGAAGGCUGGCGACCGUAUAUCACAGAAAAAGCCUGGCUCUGCGGAAACAGUUGUCUAUUACUUCAUAACAAGUCGUUUUACCGCAUAGGGUCAGGGUCUUUAAAGGUUUUAGAAAGAUCGAAUUUAUUAAGAGAAAUAUGUACUGAUCACUCGGGCUAAGCUUGUCAGGUGUCGCCCUGCAAGCAAUGAAGGAAAACUAGCAUUGAAUUCUACUGAAACGUGAUUAUAUUGAGAUUAAAAAGAAGUAGCUAGUGACACAAUAGUUGCUAUAAUCUUGAAACUUGAGAAAACGACAGGAUGAAUCCAUAGUUUGGAUAAGUGGAUUUACCUAGCGAAAAUUACUUCAAAUUUGUACCCAAACGAACAAAGCAAGACAGGCAAGCUCUCUUCAAAAUCAUUAUAUGGUAACACAAAAAGCAGUCAACACUCCGCAGUUGAUUAAUUGUUUUCAUCUCUUAUCACUUUAACACCUUAUAAGGAGGUAUAAAAAAUUUCAAAGCAGUUCGAUAAUCGAUGCACCCACGCCAGUACGGCGUCUUAAGACGAAUGCGUUAUUGUCCUUUUUACUAUUUCAAUGAUGUGGAAACGCAAAGAUUCGCCGCGCAUGCAGUUCAAAGCAGAUAACAAGGUCGGCGGCUGAACUUAUUUCCCGGUAGAUAACGUGUCGUAUGCGAGGUUAUUAUCGAGCAGUGUUGAUGUCUAUUCCGUUAAGAGAUUUACGCGAUAAGGGGUAAUCAAACGAAUAACUUUAAGCGACACGAAAAGUAACUCUAACAAGGUUAUACAUGUUUUGGCGUCGGGCGAAACACGUUUUCAUAGCUUUAAGUGACUUAUUUAAAUUAAGCCAAUUUUUAGGGCCUUGUAUGGCAGGCGCCGGGCAGACGGCGCACAUUGAAGAGAUCAUUCUUCAUAAUAAAUUGAAUAAACUUGGCACUUAGUGCCGAAAUUUCCCCAAAAUUGCACCCCUUAUGUACCCUCUGCUCUGUGUACACAGGUGCAAACGAAUUGUAAAACAAAUCGGUCACAUUAAGCGAUGAGAAUCGGCAGUGAUGGACAGAUACCUGGACGCAUUCGUUGAGAAGCAGUGCAAUCAUAUAGAUCUGUAUCAAUAACGCGACAGCGAUUAAAUCAGACAUCUUUUGUCCAUUGAAAUCGGGAACAAACAAAGAAUCCGGUAGACAAAUAAAGAAAAGGGAAAAAAUAUAAACAUACAAACACCACUCACAAAAAAAGGCCUCGUGGUACAAAACAAUUGAGCUUAAAACUCAAUUCACACCAAGCCCCCAAAGUAACGUAACGGAAUGACACACACACACACACACACAUGCGACCGCGAAAUGUAAAUCUCUGUUGACAGCUUGACCUGUUUUGAGUGUGUCGCGAUGAUAAAUGAUCGAGCUAUGCAGUGGUAUGUUUGAAAUGAGCCAGCUUUUGCCGAGCGCACUGAUUACUGUCAUGCGGUCAUCGGUUAUCGCUCGCGUGCUACAGACGAGGAGUGCUAGUCAUCUAUCACACGGAGCAACACUCCUCCUACUCAACGGCGCCGGCGCCUGGGUGGCUACAAAUUUCCGAGUCUUUGUGACGGAAGUGGGAAAAAUCUGUUGAAAAGCGAGAGACACACGUUCGCUUGUCAUUACAAAGCCCAAGCUUGGACACUUAAGAGUCAGUGAAGUGGAAGUCGUAAUCGGGUUAGGUUUGACUAUAUUUUGGAAAAGCGUUUUGGCAUGUUCGACCUAAGGCAAGCUAAUUUACAGCUGUUGAGCUCGUUCGUCAUUUUACUUCUCGUCCCUUUCGUGGCUUGUACAGCACCUUUAGCAGGGAGCCUGGCGUCGUGUGAAGCUGAAAACGAAGUCAUUAACCUACCAAUUUUGGCGGGAAAUCCUUGCUUUGUGUGUCGCUGCAAGAACAAGUCUGUGGAAUGCGCUCGAGAAGAUUGUCCAAGAAUAAAUGGGUGCACAGGAGUCAUCGCCAAGCAAAAAGGUCAAUGUUGUCCUGUUUGCCAAGAAAGUCAAGGAUCGUCAUCGUGUACUCAUGACGGAAGAACGCACAAGAAUAACGAGUCGUGGUUCGCGAGGAAUUGCCAGAUCUGCUUCUGUACAAAUGGAACUGUGACGUGUGAACUUCAGAAAUGCACUUCUGCAGAAUCACUCAAAUGCCCGGAGGGCAAGGCACCAGGUCAGGUUCCCGGAGGUUGCUGCCCGCAGUGCAUUGAGGAGACUGGUGUUUGUACGUCAUACGGAGACCCACACUACCAAACAUUUGACGGCCAAAUGUUCAACUUUCACGGCACUUGUCGCUACCAACUGACGUCAGACUGUGUCAGCGAAAAGUUCACCAUACGCAUGCGUACUGAGCGAAGAUUCUCCAACGUGUACGCUUGGUCCAAGGCCCUCACGAUCCAUCUGGGUGACACGACGAUUGUGUUACACAAGGACCUAAUGGUGAAAGUGAACAAGUCUGAUGUGGAGUUACCGUACUAUCAUCUCCCUCAAUUUCAGAUAACGAAGGGUAGUUUCACCAUUUCUCUGGUGUCCGACAUCGGUGUUCACGUUCAGUGGGAUGGCAAUGGCUUCAUCGAGAUACACGUGCCGAAGAGCUUUAAGGGAAAAGUCUGCGGACUGUGUGGCAAUUUCAACGCCAAUUCGAAAGACGAUUUUGUGCUGAAAAGCGGCAGGCUUGCUUCGUCCGCCCGCGAGUUCGGAGAGGGUUGGUCGCUGGGUCGCAGGAGUCACGGAUGCGAAAAAGCACCCUCCCCUCCCGUAGAUUCGACCGUUUCAAAAUGUUUCAACCGUUUGAGGGUUUACUGGCGAGCCCACAAGCGCUGCUGGCCAAUCAAGAAGCAGUUUGCAAACUGUCAUAAAAAGGUGAAACCCAACGCGUUUUUCUGGUCCUGUAUCUCAGACGUGUGUGAGUGCUCAGGGAGGCGAUGUGAAUGUGAGGCAGUGAUGGCUUACGCACGCGCGUGUAGACGAGAAGGAGUCACAGUGUCCUGGGGCAGGAAAAACACUUGUGGAGUUUCCUGCAAAGGAGGCGCUGUUUUUGACGACUGCGUUCCCGUAUGUCAGCGGACGUGCGACAACAAGGAUGACGUAAGCGUCCCGUGCCCCACCACGUCUUGCGUGCCUGGUUGUCGGUGUCCGGCGGGUACUGUGUGGAAUAGUCAAAAGACAAAAUGCAUUCAAAAGUGGAAAUGUCCUCCACAGCUGGCUUUAAUUCAGACUAAACUGCGGGUUGCGGCUGUUAGUACCAAGAGAAGCCAUCAGUGGAUUAGAAGACUAAACAAUGAGAAGGGCAGAUGAAGUUAGCUUAGCAAACACCCAUACGUAGUUUUCAUCAUACUAACAACAGUUGGUCAGUGGUUCAGCGAAACCUGGCCUAGCUUGUAGAGUCCCAAGGAAGUAUUUAAAUGACACAAGGAGAUGAGGAACAAUACCAUUACACGGCGACGCCAGAGAAAGGAAAAAUCCAUAAGCAAUGGAACAUGAAUACAAGACAUUUUAAACUGUACAGCAGCCAAUAGCUAUACGUAUUCUUUGCCCGGGGGGACUCCCAUGUAAAAAGGAGGGGGGUGCUCGUCGUACUUUUAAGGGUUUAAAAAGCGGUUUUGGUUCCUUUUAGAGUGUCAGCCUCAAAAGGUCCACAGCGGGAGGUUUUGCGGUAACUUUGUGGUAUUGAGCCGGAAAAAUAUGACAGGAGAUAAUGUGCUGUUUUAGAAUUGGUGCUUCUUAGGGGUAACAAAAUUUUAAGCCACGCCCACAAAAAAGUACUUUGGUACCUAUUAGGGGUUCAUUUCAAAAUUCCCGACGAGCACCGCCGUCCUUCAUAGAAGGGAGUUCCUCCCGGUCCCCCUCGGGCGUACUCUUUGUCUAGACGGCAGGAGGUAGUCACAGAAUUGACUUAUAGACAAGUAUUUAGCAGCGCCAGGAGGGCUUCGUGUCGCGGUAUUUUAACAUAGAGAGGAUCCCAAGCACGGAGUAAGCGAAGACGUCGGUUUGUAAAUUAACCAAAUUGGUAACUUACAAUAACGAGAGAUAUAGGCUAGUGGUCAAACAAGGAACCGCCUGGCAAACUGGAGCCGACUAUGAGGUUAGAAGUGUUGAAAGUGUGGCUGUUUCAUAGAGGAAGCCUGGUUAUGAAAGUUGAAAUUUUAUUAGCUACACCAUGCUGUUAUUUCAACCUCGUUCCCAGGUAGAGGGGAAAGCCCUGGGAACGGGGUUGGCUAUUUAUUCAUCAGUAAUUUUCUCCCGUAAGUGCUGUCGUAGCUAAGAACUUGUUAGGCUCGAUUACCAGUCGCUGGUCUGGAAAGGAGCCCGCAUUUCUGCCUGCAAGGGACGCUCGGGGACCGGACCCGAGGCAAAGGAAGUCGAGCCUAAGAACCUGUAAAACGAGAUCCCUUUGUAUUCAAGUUGGAAAAAUUGCAUAAGUUAUAAUAUUAUCGUAAUAACUGUUUGCUCGAAGAAAUCUUGAGCUUUAGGUCAAAUCUUAUUAUAUAAAAAUUAGUCUUCGCACUUGUGAAAGGCAAUAUCUAUAAUUAUUUAUCGAGGAUUAGAUUUUUGAAGCACUUUAUAACUAAGAGGUAUAUUCCACAACUAGAAUGGAGACUCUUUAUUGUCUUUCAUACCUAGUGCAAAACCUUUCAUAUAAUAAACAAGCUUCAUAACAUACUAAGGACGUGUCAAAAUUCACUUGGACAUGAACUGUUUCGUACUAAGCCUCAAUAUCAAACGGAGGCUGAAGAAAAAGUUCAGGAAAGAGUUGCGUUCUGAUUGGCUAACAAAGCUCGGUCCUCUGUUAAAAUGCAUCUCAGCUGAAACCAGGGCGUUCAAUUUCGCAUGUACCAUGCUCUUGAUAGGUUUAAUUUCAGACGUUUUUUUUUAAAUUUGCGGAAGUAACGCUCUGUGAUUAUAAACGGUGUAAAUGAAUUUAGUGUCAUUAUUGACAGUUUAGCUUGAACAAAUAGGAACAAACUAAUCAAUUAUUCAGCAGUUGAGGAAAACACUAGUGCCCAUUGUGGACCGUUUUGGAUCUGCCUUCCUUGUCGUAAAGUGUUCACAAUCACAGGAAUUUGAUCAUUUUUCUAAAUAUACGUGAUAGAAAAUUUUUUAGUCCAAAAUUUCUUCCGAAAAAUUUCAUCAUUAAAGUAAUCACCCGGUUUCUUUCGCCUUUCAAAAAGUUGAAAGAUAGCGCCCCGGCAGCAGCGAACAACAGCAAGUACUCCAAAAGUUGUUGAACGAGGUUGCAAAGAUUUAAAUGCCUCAACAAUAGUUUUUGUGUCAAGAAAUAGUAGAAAAAGUUUUUAAAAUCUAACUCUGCAAAAUUUGUUUUCAUUUUCCUCCAGCUGCUUGAAAAUGAAUGCAACCGUUUCUACUAGCAAUCGCAGCGAUAUGAAAACCCUCCGGCAGCUAUCACGUUUUUCAGCGAUGUGUAAUGACUAUUUACUAGUACUAGGAAAACCAGCUUAGCAGAAUGUCCUAGUGACACACCGGGGCCAUAUGGGUGGGUAUUAUAACAGCAACCUUCCCCCCGAGGGGCGGGGGGAAGUUUAAAAUGUAACGUUAUACAAAUGUUACAUUCCUCGCUAUGUCCCGGGGGUCGGGGGGCCGCAUGCAUAUUCUACACAACUGAAGCAGCCAGUUUAAUAUGCCAACUGCUGUUUUACUGACACCGCCGGUAGCUUGAAACACUCGCAGGCGAAGCCGGCCUUGUCAAGCUAUAGGAAUAUAGAGAGGACCUUAACAUUAAGUAAAGGACACGAUUUCAAAUGGCGCCAUGUUUUUAAAAGGUGCUCUGUCAAUAUCAGCGGUUAAUACACACAGCUGAGUUUCGUUCAAUAAGGUACCAGUGCUAAUAUCAUUCUAGAUGUUGUCCUCAAGGGUAAGAUUCCAGUUUGAUAUCCGGCAAUAGAUAGGUCACUUCUCCCUCAUUUCUGAGAAAAUCUUCUUCAUCAUCAUUAACAAUGAACUUUUUGGAUAAGCGUCACAAGUCGAUCGACCCUCUCCUUCAGUAGCGCAGCUUCGUCGGUCCGUUUUCUAUUCUUGUGCACCGUGUUUGCUCAAAAUCCCGCUCGGUAAAAACCCGAUUUUUGAAAAUCGAUCACGACCUCAAUCCCAACCAACUCAUAAAUUGUUGUCAUAAAGUCGACGAUCUCGUAUUCGUCAGACUGGAGGUCGUUGUUUCGCUUCGCGCUCUUAAAGUUCUUAAUAAUGAUUGACAGGAGUAUGUUGACCAGGAUGAAGACCACCCCUAUACUGUAGAAGAAGAACGUCAUCGGACCCAGGACUCUGUUGGCUCGCUCCAAGCUAACAUAACUGAACUUGCUAACAUA
Molecule: messenger RNA, 6505 nt
Organism: Orbicella faveolata
Lineage: Eukaryota; Metazoa; Cnidaria; Anthozoa; Scleractinia; Merulinidae
Product: BMP-binding endothelial regulator protein-like
Cellular component (GO): extracellular region
Molecular function (GO): protein binding
Source: RefSeq, a predicted model, not a curated record